GAUUGCAAUGAGACAUGAGAUAGAUUUUCAUGAUUCUGGAAUGUAUUAUGCCGAAGGUGAUACUUCCGAUUUUGAUAUUGACUCGGAUCUAGAGCCCAACCAGAAACUCGAGCUUUUAUAA
Molecule: messenger RNA, 121 nt
Organism: Acaulospora colombiana
Lineage: Eukaryota; Fungi; Glomeromycota; Glomeromycetes; Diversisporales; Acaulosporaceae
Source: the annotation of a GenBank genome assembly